Molecule: messenger RNA, 402 nt
Organism: Phytophthora infestans T30-4
Lineage: Eukaryota; Oomycota; Peronosporomycetes; Peronosporales; Peronosporaceae
Product: secreted RxLR effector peptide protein, putative
Exons: 1
Source: RefSeq, a predicted model, not a curated record
AUGCGCUGCUUCGUGUUCCUAGUGCUCUUGAUUGCAAGCGUCGUGCUGGCGAACGGCGAUGCUACCGUGGAAACUGCAGAUGCCAAUACAGUCUCCAGCCUCCAGUCAUUGGCCAGCUCUCUGUCUACGACCAAAUACGAAGCCCACGCCACGAGACUUUUGAGGGUCCAGGACGAGGAAGAGCGAGCUCUUCCGAUCCCUCCUCCCAGUCUUUCUCUGUUCUCGAAUUGGGUCAAGGCGAUGAGAUUGAAGGUCACAAACAGCGUUCGAGCCCGGUAUUGGCUCUGGCGGAGGCAGUCAGUAGAGGCUGUUUUUAGGCAGCUCAAGCUUGACGGCGGACUGAACAAGAUUCUGGCCAACCCGAAGUUUCACGCGUGGUCGACCUACGUUAAUCUGUACAAU